Messenger RNA from Salvia splendens (bonfire salvia), 1146 nucleotides. Its product is annotated as LRR receptor-like serine/threonine-protein kinase GSO1. Gene Ontology annotation, molecular function: ATP binding; protein kinase activity; protein binding. The record is from RefSeq and is a predicted model, not a curated record. NCBI's taxonomy places the organism in Eukaryota, Viridiplantae, Streptophyta, Magnoliopsida, Lamiales, Lamiaceae. The coding region runs from base 1 to 1146 and encodes 381 amino acids. Gene Ontology annotation, biological process: protein phosphorylation. The transcript is spliced from 5 exons.
AUGAACAGUCUAUCUGGACAGCUACCAAGCUGUUUUGGGAACCUUUCUUCGUUGAGAGAAAUCUGUAUGUCAGAUAAUGAAUUCAAUGGUAACAUUGCUUCAAUUUUAUGGCUUCUUAAGGGUGUUAACCUGGUAGCACUGGACUUAUCUAGAAAUCAGCUUUCUGGAGAAAUUCCAAGCACCAUUUCACAGCUUGAGAAUCUAGUUAGACUAUCAUUGUCGAGUAACAAACUGAAAGGCCCCAUACUUGAAUCGCUUACGGCUUUGAAGGAUCUGCAAUACUUGGAUUUGUCCCACAACAAUCUCUCUGGUGUGAUUCCUAAGUCUAUGGAGGCACUUUCGCAUCUUCAUUACUUUGAUGUCUCGUUUAAUGGGCUUAGAGGUGAAAUUCCAGACAGAGGGUGUUAUGUCAACUUCACAUCUGAGUUUUUCAUUGUCCUUGUUAUUGGCCUGGUGUGGAAAUUUUCUGCAAGAAAGCCAUCUCCUUUGUCUGAUGAAGUUGGACAGGAUAAGUUUAGGGGGAUUUCAUAUCAAGCAAUCGUUUGUGCUACAGACAACUUUGAUGAUAGAAACAUGAUUGAUGUACAAGAUGCAUUGAAGAGCUUCCACAGAGUGCAGAGUAUUGAGCAAAUCCCCAUUGUCCAUUGUGACUUGAACCCGAAAAACAUCUUUCUUGGAGAUGAUUUGGUCGUACAUGUAGGCGACUUCGGGAUUUCCAAGUUCUUGAGUGAAGAAGAGAGAAUGCUACGUUCGAGGACUUUGGGUACUGUUGGAUAUGUUGCACCAGCUACGGGGUUUUUGCUGAUGGAAAUGCUUUCAAGAAGAAAGCCUACAGAUGAGAUGCUUUCAGGAGAGUUAUCCUUGAGGAGAUGGAUCUCUGAAUCAUUCCCUGAUUCAGUAUUGCAAAUUUUGGAUAAUGAGAUGCUGGACAAAGGCGAUGAAGAAGCUAGAGUUGUCUUCAGACCUUUCUUGACAUCAGCUAUUGAAUUGGCCCUAGAAUGCACAGCAGAUAUGCCCGAGGAGAGGCCUAGUAUCACAUAUGUUCUAAACAGGAUAACAGAUGUUCUAAGCAGCAUGAGAAAGAUCCUGAUCCAGUUAAAAAACCUAGGAAUGUCUCUCUCUCUCUCUCUCUCUCUCUCUUAUUGA